UCCUAGGUUGAUGCACCUUUGUUAAGUCUCUUUGUUACAUUGCUGUGUAAUAAAGAUUCUUUCUGCAUUCCCAUCUAGAUUCUGAGACAGCCUUCUUUAAAGAAAGAGAACUUUUCUCCAGGACAGAGGCAGCAGUAAACUACAAAGGAAUCUGAGACAUUGGCUCCAUUCAACCUGCUUGCAUCAGACUGGCUCAAAGUUUACAGGCAUGAAGCCGCUGUUUUUGACAUUCAUUUUAUUAGCAUUUGCAACUCAGACUGCAUAUGCCGUUUCAGAUUCAGAUGAAUCUCUGGAUGACCCAUUCAUUCAAAGUACUCUCCAGGAAGCCAAGAAAAUGGUGGAUGAAGCCUACAAAUAUUCAAGAGAUGUAGAUCUUUUAAAAGUCAAGAAAAAAGAGUUAACACCAUAUGAGCUGCUCUGUUUUUCAAUGAGGCCAAUGGAAGAGACAAGAACUGCAAUACGGGCAGCUGAGUACAUGGAGGCCACCCUUGAUAUAAUCCGGCAGAACAUGAGUAGGAUCCACAAACGCUCAUUGGGUGCUACAGAUCAUUUGUCACCUGAAGAUCUGGAGGCGAUUGCUCGAGUCACUGGCUGUGCUGCCCAAACUGUACUGCUGUCAUGCGACACAAUUCCCUUCAUAGAUCAAUACAGGACCAUCUCCGGUGUGUGCAAUAACAAGACAAACAGUCGGCUUGGUGCUUCAAACACCCCUUUUUCACAGUUGCUGCCUGCCCAAUAUGAAGAUGGCAUCUCCAGUCCACGCGGUUGGACUUCAGCAGUCAAGUACUCAGGCUUCAGCCUUCCUUUGGUUCGUGAAGUCUCUAAUAAAAUUUUACAUACUGCAAAUGAAAACUUGCCUCAAGAUAACUUAUACUCAUCCAUGCUGACACUGUUUGGGCUAUGGAUAGGACUUGACUUGAGCAACACUGCCAUGUCUCGAAGCAUUCGGUCCUUCAGCGAUGGAAUUGACUGCAGCACGUCCUGUCAGCAGGCUGAACCCUGCUUCCCUAUUGAGAUUCCACCAAAUGAUCCCAGGUUUGAGGACACCAAAAGCUGUAUUCCCUUUUUCCGUUCAGCUGCAGCAUGUGGAACAGGAUAUACAAGUUACAAUUUUGGAAUCCCAAAUGUCCGGUCCCAAAUUAACCAAGUUACCUCCUUUAUUGAUGCAAGUAUGAUUUAUGGGUCCACUGACUCCCUGGCCAACCAACUGCGAGACCUGACCAAUGAUUUUGGCCUUAUGGCUGUUAACCAACGCUACAGUGAUGAUGGCUAUGAUCUCCUUCCGUUUCAAAAUGCAACACCAAACAUUUGUGCCACAAGAUCAAUUGUUACAAAGGACCCAUCAGUUCAAGAUGUUCCAUGCUUCAUGGCAGGAAAUUCACGUGCCAAUGAAAAUAUUGCACUUACGGCUAUUCACACUAUGUUCUUAAGAGAGCAUAACCGUAUUGCAAAGAUUUUCAGGAAACUUAAUCCACAUUGGAGUGGCGAAACCAUCUACCAAGAAACAAGGAAGGUUGUAGGAGCAUUUCUGCAGACUAUCAUCUACCAAGACUAUCUGCCUAUCAUCAUUGGUCCAAAUGCAGUGCAAAAAUAUCUCUCAGAUUACCGAGGUUAUGACGACACUGUCAACCCGUCCAUUUCCAGUGUUUUCUCUACGGCAGCUUUCCAGUUUGCUCACCUAACUGUCCAGCCAUUUAUAUUUCGUCUAGACAGGGGAUAUCAGCAACACACUGUGUAUCCUAAUGUUCUCCUCCACAAUUCCUUCUUCACCCCCUGGAGGAUUGUCUUUGAAGGUGGAAUUGACCCCAUUAUCCGUGGUCUUAUUUCCAUGCCUGCAAAGCUUAAUAGACAGGAUAAGCUGAUGCAUGAUGAACUUCGGGAGAGACUCUUUCAGCUGACUAGUCAGGAUGGUCUUGAUCUGGCAUCUCUUAUCAUGCAACGUGGAAGAGAUGAAGGACUUCAAGGAUACAAUGCAUGGAGAGGCUUCUGCGGUCUUAGCCAGCCCAAAGACGAAAAGGAACUUGGAGUGGUCCUCAACAACCAAACCUUAGCAAAGACACUGAUUAGACUGUAUGGAACCCCCAACAAUAUUGAUGUCUGGAUUGGAGGAAUUCUUGAGCCAUUUGUACCAAAUGGGAGAGUGGGACCUCUGUUCGCUUGUCUAAUAGGAGCCCAGUUUCAGAAGAUAAGGGAUGGAGACAGGUUCUGGUGGGAAAACGUAGGCAUCUUCACUGAGAGCCAGAGGAGAGCUCUAAAGGAAGUGUCACUCCACCGUAUUAUCUGUGACAACACCGGAGUUAUGGAGCUCCCUCCAUCCAUGUUCCAGUACUUGCCAUACAGUAAUGGAUAUAUUGCAUGCUGGGACAUUCCUAAGUUCGAUUUUAGUGCUUGGAAAGACACUAGUUCAGACCUUGUCUUCCACAGUGAUUUUCAGCCUUGGUACCUGUCCAAUCAAGAAGGUCUUCCAUCCACCUAAUCUGAAGAUUGGACGAUUGCUCGUGUCAUGGCUCAUAUCUCAUGUGCUUGAGUGCAGAUCCUAUUUUGAAUGAAGUCUUGAGACUGUACCUGCCUUCUCUAUAUUACUGUAUUUUACUUGGAAAUCUGAACUCAACUUUCCGUUUCUUGUGCAACUCUGUGACCCAAGCUCGACAACAACAGAUAUUAAAAGUAUACAGUAACUAUUUAAUAUAUGGACCCAACUGUGAAAUUUAACCACAUUACAUUUACAUUUAAUCAACUCUCGGAGGUAGUAUUAUAAAGAAGAUUAGUCACAACCAAUGAAUUCCAGUUUUGUGAAAUUUUGGACUUGCAUCAUAUUUGGUGGUACAACAAAACAUCAACGCAAUACUUAGACAGUUUUUUUUGUUGGACUUUUGAGUUUCAAUUUUUCUAAACUCAUCCAGUUUCUUAAAUCAAGGAGACUCAGAAGGUAUAUGGAAGACAGAAAAGUAAGUCCAAAAAAUAUGAUUUCUAGAUUGAGUUAAAGAAUGUCAAAAU
This is a messenger RNA of Erpetoichthys calabaricus (reedfish), 2997 nucleotides long. Its product is annotated as myeloperoxidase-like. The transcript has 14 exons. Gene Ontology annotation, molecular function: peroxidase activity; heme binding. The record is from RefSeq and is a predicted model, not a curated record. Bases 209 to 2476 code for a protein of 755 amino acids. Gene Ontology annotation, biological process: response to oxidative stress. NCBI's taxonomy places the organism in Eukaryota, Metazoa, Chordata, Cladistia, Polypteriformes, Polypteridae.